AUGACUUUAUCAAAUAAUACUCAUCAUCAUCAUACAAAAAUAGAAGAAGAACUUCAUGCAAACGCUCAUAUUGAUUAUGAUCGUGUUGCAAUCAAAUGGAAUCCUUCUGUUGCUCAAUUAUAUGAAGAUGCCUUGAAAUAUGAAGAGGGAUCUGCCAUUUCUUCAAGUGGCGCUUUGGUAACUGCCUCUGGUAAUAAAACUGGUCGCUCUCCUAAAGAUAAACGUAUUGUCGAUGAACCCGGUUCAACCAAGGAUAUUUGGUGGGGACCUGUAAAUACUAAAUUACCAGAAAGAGUUUUUCUUAUUAAUCGUGAGCGAGCAGUUGAUUAUUUAAAUACACGCAAAAGAAUCUAUGUAUUUGAUGGUUUUGCUGGAUGGGACCCUAAAUAUAGAAUUAAAGUUCGUGUUGUAUGUGCUCGUGCAUAUCAUGCCUUAUUCAUGAGAAAUAUGUUGAUUCGUCCUACUCUUGAGGAACAAGAAAAUUAUGGUUCACCAGAUUUCACUAUUUACAACGCUGGUGCUUUUCCUGCAAAUCGUUAUACUACUGGUAUGACAUCAACAACCUCUGUUGAUAUUAAUUUUAAAUUAAAUGAAAUGGUGAUUUUAGGAACUGAAUAUGCUGGUGAAAUGAAAAAGGGAGUUUUCACAGUUAUGCAUUAUUUGAUGCCGGUAAAACAUAAUGUAUUGUCAUUACAUUCAUCUGCUAAUGAAGGUCCAGGUGGUGAUGUAUCAGUAUUUUUUGGAUUAUCUGGUACAGGAAAAACAACACUUUCAGCUGAUCCAAGCCGAUUUCUGAUUGGUGAUGACGAACAUUGUUGGUCCGACAACAAUAUCUUCAACGUAGAGGGUGGCUGUUACGCAAAAUGUAUAAAUCUAUCACCGGAAAAAGAACCCGAGAUUUUCAACGCAAUUCAGUUUGGUUCAGUAUUGGAGAAUGUUGUUUAUGAUGAAAAUACUCGUGUGGUCAAUUACGAUGAUAACUCAUUAACCGAAAAUACACGUUGUGCUUAUCCAAUUGAAUACAUUCCAAAUGCCAAGAUACCUUGCAUGUCAACUAGUCAUCCAAAGAACAUCAUUCUUCUGACUUGUGACGCUUAUGGUGUGAUCCCACCUGUAUCAAAACUUUCAUCAGCACAAGCGAUGUAUCAUUUUAUUUCCGGCUACACGGCGAAAAUAGCAGGUACAGAAGACGGAGUCACAGAACCUGAAGCAACAUUUUCUGCAUGUUUUGGUCAACCAUUCCUGGUCUUGCAUCCAGCUCGUUAUGCACACAUGUUGGCAGAUAAAAUGGAACAACACAAAGCUGAUGCUUGGCUAGUUAAUACAGGAUGGAGUGGUGGGGCAUAUGGAGUUGGGGAAAGAAUUAAACUCAAGUAUUCCAGAGCUAUAAUUGACGCGAUCCAUAGCGGUGAGCUUGCAAAUACAACGUAUGAAAAUUACAAAGUAUUCAAUUUAAAGAUUCCAACAACAGUUACAGGGGUACCAUCCGAAAUAUUAAAUCCAGAAAACACUUGGAAGGGACCAAAAGAAGAAUUCGUAAAAACCAGAGAUUCUCUUGCUAAACAUUUCAUUGAAAAUUUUAAAAUUUAUCAAGAAGAGACUACACCAGAAGUUCUUGCUACUGGACCAAUUCUUGAAUAUAUCGAAUUUCCUGAGCCAUCAAAAUCUCGUACAACGGGUUAUCCGACAUGGCACCCUGAACUUAAAGAUUAUGAUGGAAAUUCACUUGAUUCAAUAUUUUUAUUUACAAUUGUAUUUACAGGAAUUUGUUCAUAUCUUGGUUAUAGAUGGACAAAAAAUCGCCCGGAAAAUGAAUAUUUGAUUACACUUAUUUAUCAAUCAUCAACAACAUCAUCAGAUGAAUUAACAUCAUUACCGCCAGUAACUAGUCAAGAAUUUAAUAAAAUAUUAGAAGUUUACACAUACGUUACAUUCAUAGCAACAACUUUUGCUUCUAUUCUUGAUAUUGGGAAAUUAUGUGGAGUCUUUGCUUUAUUACAUAAUUCAAUUGAAUUUGUUAUUUUGGUGUUGAUUGGUUCUGGUGGAAAAAUUAAAUCUUUAGACUUUUAUCUUUGGUUAAUCAUUUAUACAUUAACAAUGGGUUAUUGUAUAAUUAUGUUUGAAUAUCCUGUUGAUGUGGUAUUUUUCAAAUUACAAGAAUUUUUUCGAAUUUAUUUUCAUACUGGUCAUGAAUUAAAAUUAAGAAAUAGAAUUUUGGGAGAUGAUAAUGAAGAUUUAGAGGAACUAACUGAAUCAGAAUUAAACCAAUAUUCAUAUUUACCAAAAAUAUUUUCACAUCCAAAUCAAUUAUGGUUGUUGAUAUUUGCUGCCAUCACUCAUAUUAUUGGAAAUAUAUUUAUAACACUUGAUGUUACAAGUUUAAACGCUCCUAAAAUGAUCGUACACAAAUCUAAAACCCUUUAUUUUCAAAAGCAAUAUUUGCAAGAUGAUGCUUGUAUGAGAGUUAAAAGAAACAAAGAAAAAUUAAUUGAAGUGGUCAAUUAUAUAAGAAUAAAUAACGAUUCAAUAUCAUGUUUGAAUGAUAGUUUAACUGAUUCAGAUUUGGAAGAUAAUGCAAUUAUCGACCUUUCCCAAAUCUGGUAUAUAAAGAUUGAUAAUAAAGGAUUUUGUUAUGCUGAAUUGAACAAUUGCACUUGGCGAAAAUCAGUUGAAAUGACAAUACCAAACACUUCAAUUGUAAUAGCAAUAAUAUUUUACUCGAACACAAAACAAAGACUAAUUGGCAUCCAUCAUUUGUUAACUUUGGGAAAUAUACAAUAA
This is a messenger RNA of Entrophospora sp. SA101, 2781 nucleotides long. The record is from the annotation of a GenBank genome assembly. NCBI's taxonomy places the organism in Eukaryota, Fungi, Glomeromycota, Glomeromycetes, Entrophosporales, Entrophosporaceae.